UUACGGUAAAAUCAAAUUUCUUUUUAAUGACUGCGGCAUGUGCAGAUAAACUGUGUACAGUAGAUGUAAGCACUAAUACCUUUCACAGAAAAAAUACAAACAACUUUAGUAGAAUAAGAAUGAAGCUGUUUAUUUUGUUGGUGUUUGUAAUAGCGGGUAAUGCUCUAGAUUCGUGUUACACAAAUGAAGAACGUAAAAACAUUGAACAACUUCAAAAUCAUAUCCUGGCUUUCACGAAAUCUGUCGACACUUUGAAAACUGGCCUUAAAGCGAAAUAUACUGUUUUGAAUGGUGGAUGCAAAAAAGGUUGGAAGUCUUUCCGGGACCAUUGUUAUUAUCUUGUUAAAGACAAGAAAACAUGGUUUGAAUCAGAGAGAUUUUGUAAGAAAGAAGACUCGUCUUUGGUUAACGUAAAUGAUGUAGACGAAAAUAAAUGGUUACAGUCACAGUUCAAAGUCGUGAAAAACUUUUGGCUUGGUAUUACGGAUGGAGACUUAAAACAUUGGAUUAAUGCAGUUGAUUAUGCUCCGACUACGUAUUUCCACUGGGCAUCUGGCGAGCCAGGAAAUGUCGGGGAAAAUUGUGCCAUGUUCCAUACAGCCGAUGCUAAAUGGCACGACUACCCAUGCGGCACACAAACACAUCCUUUUGUGUGCAAGAAAGAUGUUAGAUGAAAGAUUUGAUAUAAAAAGAAAUAGUAAAGCAGUCGACGAAUAACAUGAAUAAAGCACAUAUUGACAAAA
This is a messenger RNA of Mytilus californianus (California mussel), 743 nucleotides long. Its product is annotated as perlucin-like protein. The record is from RefSeq and is a predicted model, not a curated record. Gene Ontology annotation, molecular function: signaling receptor activity. The transcript is spliced from 6 exons. Bases 27 to 674 code for a protein of 215 amino acids. NCBI's taxonomy places the organism in Eukaryota, Metazoa, Mollusca, Bivalvia, Mytilida, Mytilidae.